Messenger RNA from Symbiodinium necroappetens, 1191 nucleotides. NCBI's taxonomy places the organism in Eukaryota, Dinophyceae, Suessiales, Symbiodiniaceae. The record is from the annotation of a GenBank genome assembly.
AUGAGCAGCAUUGACCUGCUCCUCUCCACCACCCUGUCCACCACCCUGGCCAACACCACCGCGGCCCCGAGCAACGGGACCGAAGUGGUGGUGGUCAGCUGCCAGGCGCUGGCGGUGAAAGACACUGGCAGGCAGAAUGGUAAGGCCACGACUCUGCUGGUCGCCGCCGGGCUGAACUUGAGCACGCUGGCGGCGGCGCUGAUUGUCAUGUACCUGGUUUCCCGAAGCCGACGGCUCCACAAAGUGCUCGUUCCAAAGAAGAAAGGGCGUCUAGGAAUGCCUUGGGAAUGGAUUCGUGAUGCCUACCGGGUAGGUUUGGACGACAUGGACGUGAUCCCCAUCGAUGGGCAAAUGGUUAUCCGCCUCUGCUUGUUGGGGCUGAAAUUCUCUGCCUUUGGCACUGUGAUCAGCUUCGUGCUGACGCCCAUUUAUGCGACAGCAGGAGGUGGACAGAGCGGCAUCUUCGCUCUGACGAUCAGCAAUCUGUCCGCUUCCGAUGAGCAAUACGUUUUUGGGCUCGUGGUUGCCGGAGCCUACUUUCUGGUGUUCUUCUUCAUCUGGCUCGUUCGAGCUGAAUGGAGACAUUUUCUGAAGCUUCGUCAAGAGCACUUCUUGCGAAGAGCCAAAGGAGUGGAGGGUUUGACCUCGGCUCAGGCUCAAUACUCGCUGCUAGUCCAGCGUUUGCCGAAGAAACAGCAGGAUUCGAAAGCCAUCAAAGACUUGUUCUCCAGCAUCUUUCCCGACAGGGUCCACUCAGCCGUGUCUCAGCGAGACACCUUGCUGUAUUAUCACCUUCGGGCGCUGAAGAAAACUAGUGACAACCUGAUGGUGUGCUCUUGCUGCCAGGGCUGCGUCCAUCGGCAGCUGGAGCGGACGGUGCAGCUUGAGCGCCGGCUGGCCCGAACCUACAGGGAGACGGAGAACGCCUUGCAGGGCUUUGCGCUAGAUGGGCAGGUCGAGGAGGCUCUCAAUCUGGUGCCAAUGCCCUUCGAAAGCCGACCCAGCAAGUCCAAGGCGUGGGGGAGACCGGAACUGCGGAGGUCCGCACACCUCACCAGCGAGCAGAGCAACGCCCCGACCAGCACGGGCUUUGUCACGCUGAGCUGCCUCAGCGAUCGCGUGCUCGCUGAGCAGGUGACGCUCUUCGAUCACCCCGAGCUCCAGGGCAUCCUCGUGGAGCCAGCUCCGGAG